Selaginella moellendorffii is the source of this 2409-nucleotide messenger RNA. RefSeq names its product pentatricopeptide repeat-containing protein At4g02750-like. Bases 1 to 2409 code for a protein of 802 amino acids. The record is from RefSeq and is a predicted model, not a curated record. Lineage: Eukaryota; Viridiplantae; Streptophyta; Lycopodiopsida; Selaginellales; Selaginellaceae. The transcript has a single exon. Gene Ontology annotation, biological process: RNA modification. Gene Ontology annotation, molecular function: RNA binding; protein binding.
AUGAUCUCCUCCUCCAAGCAGCGAGCAGCAAUCAGCGAUUCCAGCGCUUUCGCGUCGAUUCUCUGGAGCUGCGGCAAUCUCGAGCAGGGGAAGAGUAUCCAGGCAUGGAUGAUCGACAAUGGAGGGAUGGACAGGGGGACCUUCUUCGGCAAUCUCUUGGUCCAGAUGUUUGGGAGCUGUGGCAGCAUUGAGAAUGCACAGGCAGCGUUCCAUCGAAUCCACGGCCGGAACUUCUUCUCGUGGAAGAUCUUGCUUGCGGCGUAUGCCCAGAACGGGGAAAUGACCCUCGCGAGCUCGCUGCUUGGAUUGAUGCCCGCCCACGACACCGUCGCGUGGACAACCAUGAUCACUGGCUAUGGAAAGAGCGGCAAUCUCCACAUUUGCGAGAAACUCUUCCAGGAGAUCCAGACCCGGGAGGACUGUGGAGUGGCGUCUUGGAACGCGAUGAUCGCGGCAUACACCGCGAAUGGGCAUCACAGCGAGAGGGCUCGGACGGGAAAGCUCAUGCUCUUGGAUGGAAUCCGCCCAAACAAAUCCACUCUCAUGAAUCUCCUGGAGCUCUCCAACACCAGGAAGCUUUGCCAGUGUUUGAUCGAAGAGACCGAGCUCCAGUGUGAUCCCACUGUGGGAGCUUCGCUGUUGAGAGCUCACGGGCGAUCUGGAAAGCUUGCGGAGGCGAGAGCCAUCUUUGAGAGGAUCCGGGGUGACAAGACUCUCAUCGCUGGAAACACCAUGCUCUGGGCUUACGCGCGAAACAGCUGCUUGGUGGAAGCUCGCGAGUUCUUCGAGGGGAUGGCUCGACGGGACGUUGUCUCGUGGACGACGCUCUUCUCGGGAUGGAUCCAGCAGCAGCAUACUGGCGAUGGCGAUCUUCGCGAUCUUCAUCGGGCCAAGAGCGUCUUCGAUCGAAUGCCCCAGUGGAACACUGUCUCCUGGAACUCAAUGCUGGCGGGGCUCGGAUCCAGCGGAGAAGUCGAGGCUGCGGAGGAGAUGUUUGAGCUGCGAGCCGGAGGAGAGCUCCGAGACGUCGUGACUUGGAACUCGAUGAUCACGUCCUACGCUCGCCAUGGGAGCUUCUCUCGAGCGCUGAGCCUGCUCAAGCGGAUGGACUUGGAAGGGGAGCCUCCAAACCGAGUUACGUGGAUCACCAUCCUCGACUGCUGCGAUGAUCUCCAACAUGGAAGGCUGCUUCACGACGAACUGGAGCGCUCGCCUGAUCUCAGCUCGGACGCGGACUUGAGUUGCCUGCUCAUCGACAUGUACGGGAAAUGCCACAGCCUGGAAGACGCUUGCAAGUCCUUCGAGAAGAGCUCCACCACCACCAGUGUAAGGUCAUGGACUGCAUUAGUCGGAGCGUUUGUUGCAAACGGCUCAAACCGGAGAGCGAUUGAGAGCUUCCACAGAAUGGUGCUGGAGGGCGUCCAUUUUGACAAGGUGGCCGUGCUGAGCGUGCUGGAAGCCUGCUCUGGAGCCGGAAACUUGGACAGAGGACAGCUCCUCCAUCGCUAUGCGGUCGAGAGAGGCUGGCAAACGGACGUCUUGGUCGGGACCGCGGCGCUCAACAUGUACGUCAAGUGUGGGAGAUUCGAGCAGUCGAAGCUCGUCUUCGAUGCCUUGCCGGAGAAGAGCCUCGUGUCGUGGACGUCGAUGGUGUCCAGCUAUGCCGGGAGCGGACGCUUUGCCGAGGCGCUGAGAGCUUUCAAGCUCAUGGACUUGGCCGGCCUGGGAAUGGACGGUGUCGCUCUGGCUUGCAUCUUCGACGUCUGCGCGGCCUUCACAGCUCUCUCGGACGGCAGCGCUGUCUACUCGAGCGUCGAGGCGAGCGGCGAGAAGCUCGAUGUCACUGCUGGAGCAGCCGCCAUCAACAUGUAUGGAAAAUGCGGAGAUGUGUCGAGCGCGGCGGAGAUCUUCUCGCAGUACCGGGCCUGGGAGUGGAGUUUGGUGCUCUGCACGACAAUGGUGGCCGCCUUUGCUCGAAACGGACAUGGCCGACGAGCUCACGAGCUUUUUGAGUUGAUUGAGCUUCAAGGACUAGAACUGGACGUUGUCAGCUUCACCACCAUUCUUGCUGCGUGUAGCGCUGCCGGGCUGCUCCACGACGGUCACGGGUACUUUGUUUCCAUGAGAGGGGACUAUGCUCUCGCUGCCACCAUGGAUCACUACGUUUGCGUGAUCGAUCUGCUGGCAAGAUCUGGGCGAGUUGACGAGGGCCUAGCUUUGCUGACAACCAUGCCUUUUGAGCCUGAUGGAGUCUCGUGGGUGACUGUGUUGAGCAGCUGCAAAACUCAUGGCGAUUUUGAUGUGGCUGCCACCCUUGCUGCUCGAGUGCCUGCCUCGGAAGCCGAUCAUCCAGGAGCGCUCGUUACAUUCUUUAAUCUCAUUGCAGAUUCAUCACCAUUGCUCGGUUAG